CUGAUGCUACGUGCCUGCAUAAGCUCAUUUCAUAAAUAAUUAUAGGAGUGUUAAACUUUAAAUCGUAGUUCUCGUUAAAAUACGAUGACCAAUUAUAUCUUAGACUAAUGAUGCAGCUCUGUAGUAAUACAUGUACAUGUAUAGCUAUGUUAGGAUUAAUUAUAACAGUUGAUGAUGUCUGACUCAAAUUGAUUUUGGUGCAUGGAACUAAAUGUUGAUCGUCCUGAGUUUCUAGAGAUGCCCUUGAGUCUGAAGAAGAUGGCUGCAAAACUAUAUGUGCGAUAGAUUUUUUUCCAAAAAAUUUAAAGGAGAUACGACGUCUCAGAUUUACUUAAUAAUGUUAAAGAGAUGCAGAGUCAAUUAAAUAUCGUUUAUGAAUAAAUUCUCAAAUUAUGUAUCUACUUAUGUGUACAUACCUUUUAAAAACAGUUUUGGGUAGAGAAAAUGGUGUAGUUUUGGAUAUGCCAAAAUAUUUGCGAUCAAUUUUAGCUCACUUUAGGUGAGGGAUUAGAAACUAGCUGGUGAACUUGCCGAAGACCGAAUUUGUACAUUUUGCUUUGAAAAUGAUAUAUAAAAUGAGAUUCUUUGAAUUUUAAUUACAUUCCUUUGUAUAAUGAUUACAGAAGAAACCGUUUUUGGAGAAAGCCAGAUUUAAUCAAUUACUAGAAGGGUCAGAUGCAGAUGCAAUAAACGCACUUAUUUCAAAUUAUCCUCCACAGCUAGGUUCCAAAAUGCUGAUAAUAUUUCAUCUUUUAUUGUUCAGAAAGUAAAUACAAUUGUACACGAUAUUAUUACCGUAAAAUGAAAGUACGGGAUAUAAAAUGACAGGUUCCAAUGAAAUCUUUAUUGGCAUAUCAUUUAUUGAUGUUAAAUGUAUUGUUGUCGAUACGCAGAUAUAUACUUCAAACUGUGUUGAAGUUUUUUUUUUAAAAAUUCGAUAUCUUCGAUUAAUUUUAAAAUGAAAUGGAACUUGCAUAUAUCUACGGCAAUUUUCAUGACAAUGACCAAAUUAGUUAAUUUUUAUCAAAAAGACAAUGGAAUGGGACUGGAUAAUCGAUGUAACAUUAUGAACAACAUUUUCGACACUACAUGCAGUAGCAUCAGUUCUCUUUUAUUGUACAGAGAAAUUUAUGAAGAUUCUCUUACAGAAAUUUUCACCUGAAAAUUGUGAGGAAAUAUAUGGUGUACAUAGCUGUAUAUACAUGAUAUAGUAGAAUUGUACGUACUGGUACUCCUUCUAUGGUAAAUGUGGGUAGAUAAAGAUUUGGAAUCAUAAUUAUUUUUUACUACAUCUGGGAGUAUAUUUUAAUUUAGUAAUUUAAACAUAUUUUAUUGAAUAAUACGAGUAGGAUUGGACAACAUGCAUAACCUAUGUAUAUCCUCUCCUUCUUAUAUAAUAGGUCAAGUUACAUAAUAAGUAUAUAGGAUAUAGUAUGUAUAAUAUAUAGGGAGUUCAUUUGUACAUGUAUUUAAAAUACAGUGCAUAUAAAUUAUCGGACAAAAUCAUUCUGUUUCAAAAUUAAUCAAUUGAAGAAAAAUCAAUUUAUUAUUAAUCAAGGAAGUUUAUUCAACGAACACUGAAACAAAGACUACAUAAUAGACCAUGCAGUGUCUACAAGAAUGAAUUUAUACAAAAAUAUUCAAUUCAUCAAAACCAUAUUUUCAUCAAGUUAUUUUUUUAUAUAAAAACACACACGCCAAAUGUAACGCAUAUAUUUAUAAAUAGGGUUUUUUUGUUAUCUAGAUUUAAUUUACAAUCUUUUUUAAAUGUUAUUCUUUUAUGUUGAGUAUAUGAUAUCAAAACGAGUGAUCUUUUCAUAUACCCUGGUACAUUAAUAUUGGGCAUUUGCCAAUGGUUUUAAUUUUGUUUACAAGUCAAUGUCAAUAAAUAUUUUUAAAAAUACUAUUGUAGGUGUUAUUGUUUUAAUUAAAAGCCAAGUAUUAUUAAUUAGUUUUUGACAUGAUUAUCUAGUUAUGAUUUUAAAAAAAGAAUAAAUAUUUUUUUUCCAAUUCAUAUGAUAUGUUUUUCUAUGAGCUACAUAUGUAUGAUUAAGAUAAAAAUCCAAUACAAAAGCCUACUUGUAGACCUGUGUAUCCCAAAUACAGUUUUGUUUCAGUUGAUGUAUUCAUAAGAAAUCGUAUUAUUAUCAAUUAAAAACAAGUGAGAUACCUUAUAUCGACAUGAACGAAGCGCGUUGUUUCUAUGUAAACAUUGACCUAGAAAAUAUGCCUAGAAAAGGUAAACAGUGGAACUCUUUUGUGUGAGGUGAUCACAAACAGUCUAUGGACCAAAAGCCUUUUGGGGUGGAACUUGUGACAAAACUUAGAAAAGUUUCUACAAAAGUGUAACAAGAAGAAUGAUCACAAAAGGUGUCCACUUGGCAAAGAAAAAGCGAGUAAACCCAUUGCACUCAAUGAGGCAGCAAGAUGAAUGAUUUCUUCACUGACUCUUCACUAACCUUAAAUGGCUUGUUUAAGCCUGAAACGGUACGAAAGUUUGGGAGGGAACUUUUGCCAUCUUUCUCUGAGGUAAUGAGACCCAUGGAAAAACCCUUCCCUUUCACCAGGCCAGAAUCCCCGUGUUCUCCCCUGGAUCUUCACAUGAGUCCAAAACGGAAUCCACCAGAUGAUUCAAUAACUCCUGAACCAGCUCAGAAAAAGCAAACUCAUUCUGACGACCAGGGUCAUCAAACCUGUAGUGACCAAAAUUCAAUGAAGAAUUCAAAAGGAGAUCAAGACGGAAUGGAUCGUUUUUCUCUGACACCUCAGCAGUUGGAGGAGAGGGCUCAAGAGUUUCUUAGAUUCUCUGAGUUUGGAUCAAAGAGGAAACUAUCUCAUAUACCUGUUUAUUUGCCGGAGCAAAUGGAGAUGGAUGUGAGUGUGUCUGAGAGAAUGAUGGGAAAUUCAGAUAGAAUGCUAGGAAAUGUGUCUGAUAGAGAGGUUUUGCAGGGUUAUUAUAAAGAAAUGCUGAUACAGAAAGACAACGAACCCCAAUGCAAGCAGGCCAGAGUAGCAGCUCUGUCUAAUUCUACUACGGCAGGCCAACUAGUGGAAGAAGAAACUCGCAAACCAGAAUCAUACUCUCCCACCUCCUCUCCAUCAGAGAAUGGUGCCCCUGACAGUCCUACCUCAAAACAUACAAGCAGCCCACCAUCAAAUAGUGAGGUCAGCAACUCGCAGCCCAGCAGCCCACAGCCCAACACCCAGGUAGGGCCCGAGCAGGGAUCUUACCCCUGCUCACACUGUGAUAAGAGUUUUGCCUACAUGGGAAAUCUCAAACGACAUAUCAAAAUGCAUCAUGGGGAAUACAGACCAUUCAAAUGCAGUUUAUGUGUGAAACGUUUCUGGGGCAACGACAGUUUAGAGCAGCAUGUUAAACGGGUCCAUUCCCGAUUUCGUCCAUACGAAUGUGCCCACUGUGAUAAGAAAUACUCAGUUUGCUAUGAUCUCCAGAAGCACGUGAGAAGUGUUCACGGGAAAGAUAUUGACUGGAACAUGGAGGUUCCGGGUGUUCACUCAGAUGGAACGGGAACCAAUCCGGGCCUCGGAAUUCACAAAGUGACGGGAAUCAAGACGCAAGCUCUCAGUCAACUGAACCAUAAGUGCAAAUUCUGUGGGCGCGGCUUCGCAACUUUCAAUGGGCUCGGAGUUCAUUUAAAAAUGCACUUCAGGUGCCGAGUGUGCCUCAAGGGGUUCAACACGGAAUCUUCCUUGCGAAUCCAUUUGCAGAAAGCGCAUGACAUUACAGGGGAGCAAGAAUAUGUGCUAUGAUGUGCCUUAAAAUAUUUUUCGCUGUAGCAAGAUAUUAUGGCUGCUGCAUGGGCUUUGAUAAUCACAUGGUUUAUAGUCCCAUAUUGUAUAACCUAAUUGUCUUCCAGAAGAGAGAAUUCCAUUUGUUAUGUCUUGUGUACACUUUUUUGGCAUUAUAUGUACUAUGAUAACAUUCCUUGAGUUUUUCCAUAUUGUUCAUGCAGUGUUUGUUUAUGUAUUUAUUUUAAAAAUCUUGAAUCUGUUAAGUUUAGUAAUUGUUUGUUUGACAAGUUUGAUUUUUUUGUUACCAGUUUUAAAGAUAUUGAGUGGUAAAAUGCAUGUAUUUUUAAAGUUAUACAUUUCUUUUUUUGUAAGUGCUUUUGUAUUUUAAUGUUUCCAUUGUUCAAAGUGCUUAUGUUCCAGUAUUCAUAAGAUGCAUUUCACCUGUGACAAUUAGUUUAAUUAAUGCAAUAUAAGAGAUAUUCCAACUCAAGAGAAGAGUAAUUGGGUAUACAUGUACACAUAUAUAUAUUCAGGGAUCUUACUCAAAUUGUCAAGAAUACUUUAUCAUUGGUAAUUCAGAAAGAAAAGAGUAUCCCAAACUCAGAAUUGAAAAAAAAACCAUUGAUAUUGAAAAAACUUAAAACUAGUGAUAAGUAUAAAAAUGUACUUUAUAUUCUGAUCGCAUUCUUAAGUUGAAUUUUGCACAUGUUUGCAUGUGUGUAAAAUAUUCCAUUCCAUCAGCGAAAACAGACAUGCUAGAUGAUAAGGGUGAUGUCAAAUGAUUUAUUUAACAUUUCUUUUAUUUUGGUUUUGUCCGAAAUUUAAGAUAGUGCAUUGCCAUACGUGUAUAUACUUUUGUAUAUAUUUUCAAUGAAACAUUCCUGAAGUAUAUUUAGAUAUAUUUUAUUAUAAAAUUGCCAGUUGAUGUGCCAUAUGAUAUAUUAUAGUGUUGACACUUGUGAAUUGACAUAUUUACCCAUGGGUUAUUUCCAUGAUUGUUUCCGGUAUAGAGGCUCAAAACAAAAGCAUAACUUUGUUACACAAAAUUGUUACAAUGUGCUUGAUAAAGUUAUUCAGCAUGUAUUUGUGUAUGUUUGGUUGUUCAUAUGAAUUCUUUGCAAUGGAUGGAGUUAUUUGAUUAAUCCUUAAUACCAGUCAAUGAUGGCCGAUCCUCCAAUUCAUUUGUAUUUUCCUUUACAACAAAGAUUGGAAAAUGAUAAAAGUUCAUAAAAUGCCAGAUGAUACCAUACUUAAGUGUUAUUGAUUUGAUUUUUUAUUCAGAGUGUUGACUACAUCUUUAACAACACUUUGAAAUUUUUGGGGCUGAGGACUGGCAAGCCUUAAUGGCAUUCAGAAUAAAUUAUUGAAUAUAGUAUGUUACUACAUUUAAUAUAAUGUACUUUAAAUGGUGGAUAUUAAAAAAGGGGUAAAAGUUUGCAAAAUUCAUGUUAUAAAAUGUAAUUGCUUUAAAAGAAAUUUAGGAAAUAAUAACACCAACUUUUUUAAAUUGAUAUUUGGUUAUUGUCUGCAUGCAUGUAAAAUUCCUCUUUUGUAUUUGAUCCAAUCUAGACUUCUUUUUUGUUCAUUUUCUGCGUGUCUUCAUUUCCUUUGGUUUGCCAUAAAGGUCAAAGUUGGAGACUUAUGCAAUAAGGUCAUGAUCAUUUAUAUCCAAUUUAGUGUGCUUUAUUCAGAGAAUGGUUGUUUUUUUUUUUUUACAUCGGCUUUACAUCAUUAAGUGGUAUUAUGCAAUGCAAAUUUGGCUUUGUAUUAAGUUUAAUUAUGAUUCCCCACUGUAUGUAAACAAACUUUGGCCCAUUCUUAAUUGAUGUUGUUUAAUUUUAUUUCCUUGCUAAAAUUCGAUGUUGCACAAUUUAUGAACCAUAGAGCUUGCAUACAUUAUUUGGUUGAUGUGAUAUUUCUAAACUUGUAAUAUUUUUAUGACAUUAAGGGAGUUGAAACUUGAAGGUUGUUUUAUUAACAUGUACAUAGUGAUUUUUUCCCCUUGUUUAUCAUUACAUGCUUGCAAAACUAAAUUAUGAUAUUGUACAUCUGUAUGUCAAAACAGUUCUGAUAUUAAUUUUAAUGCUGUUAACUUUUUAAAUUUUUAAAGCAGAUUUUUUUUAAUUGUGUCUUGUGAGCUCACUCUGUUUAAGAUUAAAGCCAAUUUGGCGGCACUUGAAUGUACUAUAAUUUAUUCAUAUAUAUUUAUUUUAAUUUUUUUAUCUGCUUAAUAUUAAAAAAUAACACGUUAUCAUUUAUUUGUAACAAAAAUCAGUUAACGUAACCGGAUAACUCAGUGAGCUUGUUGAGGAAAAUCAGGUUUACAUGUAACAAUAGUUAAAAGAGGUGCUAUAUUAUCAUUUUUAAGCUGGAUUUUGAAAAUGUGCAAGUAUGAGUAUAUUUAGUUAUAAUUGAAAUUCUAUAAACCCAGAAAUUAUGAUAUGAAUGUUGUAUGGUUAACUCAGAUAAUUUGACCUUCUUAUGGACAGGUGUUGACCCCUUUUGAAGUAUUUACAUGGUAGUUUGUCUUCAAGAUAAAGAUACAGGUAUAUUUACUAGUAAUGUUCUGUUAAUUGAUUUUGAAGUAAAUUUUCAAAAAUUGAAGUAAUUAUAAAUUGACCAUCCAAUCCUAUCUCAGUCAGUUUUUUAUUCUAUAAUACAACUAUCUUAUAGGAUUUACAAUUUAAAUAAACAACAAUUACCUAUUAAUACUUUAAUAACAAUCACUUAAUUGUAAUGAAAUGUAUUCAUAUUGAUUUUUUUCAAACACAGCAAUCCAAGUUUAUUUGCAAACUACAGAUAUGUAAGCUAGAAAGAAACUUGCUGGACAGUCUAUAAAUAUGUAGUUCCUUAUUUUCACUGUUACGACAUAUUUUUAUAAUUCAUUUCUAAUGCUUUGUUACUAAAACUGGCAGAGUUUUAAUACUGCAGUUUUCUUUUAGACAUGUCUGUUUUGUUUAAUAGGGCAUUAUAUUGAUGUUUACUUGUGUAGUUGUUUUUCAAGCAUUUAUUUAAACUAAUAAUUAAUGUGUUUGAUUUGGCUUGGAUCGCCUCACAUGUGAAAGCUCAUAUUGCUUAAUUUUUUUAAAAUUAGAUAUUCUCUGUGUGUUUUAUUUUUCUUCAGAUAUUUAAAUGAAUAUUCAUGAGUUUGAAGUUUCUGUGUGAAAUGUUGAAUUUUUUUUUUAGGGAAAAUACCUGUCAGUGAUAGCUGGACUAUAUUUUGGUAAUUUUUGUGGCAAUAAAUUUACAUUUACAUGAAUGUUCAGGCCAGGCUGUGAAAGGGUUUUCAUUUCAUUCCAAAAAUAAAUUCUGUCCUUCCCUUUGGGCAUAUUUACUAUGAAAUGAGAAUGAUUGUAUAUAGAUACAAAAUGCACUUAGCAGUAUAUAUUCAUUUCAUUGAUCACAGAACACUUUCUACAUCAAUUUUCUUUCCUAAAAUUGAGUUUAAAACUUAUCUACAUUUUACAUAGCUAUAUAUAUAUAUAUAUAUAUUCUUUUUGAAGAAAAAAACAACUUUUGCAUGCUUAAGCCAUCAGUCAAACUGAUAACAGUAGUUGGUUUUAAUUGAAACAUAUCCAGACUAUCAAAAAUUUCAGUCAAAUGGGGAAAAUGCACAAACAACAUUUUAUUUCAGGCAAUAGAAGAAUGUAAAACAUUCAGGAUUAUCAAGUGUAUAUUAAUGUUCUUGAAAUUAUUGAGGAUUUUUGAAACAGAAUACAAAUAUUGCUAUCUGAAUUCAGUGUGAAUAAUAAAAUGGAUAUAAGAUUC
Magallana angulata is the source of this 7521-nucleotide messenger RNA. RefSeq names its product zinc finger protein 235-like. Bases 2428 to 3771 code for a protein of 447 amino acids. NCBI's taxonomy places the organism in Eukaryota, Metazoa, Mollusca, Bivalvia, Ostreida, Ostreidae. Gene Ontology annotation, cellular component: nucleus. The transcript has 4 exons. The record is from RefSeq and is a predicted model, not a curated record.